CUACUUACCUUUGACCAUGUUCGACGAAUUUGUCGAGCACGUCGCGCCAGCGACCGGAUUCUCGCAUGCAAAGUUGCCCCAAGUCCAUUACGAAGGCUUUGAGCUUUCCCCCUCUGAUGACGACGCCCUCGUCGAGGCACACGGUCUAGGGAGCGCGGACGACGGUCACUUCCCUAACUCCGAGUCCGCCGGCCAGCCGAUAUUCGACCUCUGUCCAGUCCAGUACACACUCCCUGCACCGCUAGUUUCCCUUGCCGUAUCGUCGGAUAAAAUGGCUAUGGGUCUUGCUUCCAACGUCAUAGUACUCAUUGAGCUUGCCCACCCGGAACAGAUUCUUCAGAUACCCAUUCCCCGUAAGCCGACGGAGAUGUCACUGUACAAGAUAUUCCUGGAUCCCUCCGGUAGACAUCUCGUCAUUACAUCACACCAGGGAGAGAAUUGGUACCUUUUUCGUGGGUGGAGGAAGCCUAAACAGCUCAAGUCCUUCAAGAUGGUUAUCGAGAGCAUCGCUUGGAACGAGUCCGCACUCCUCUCUUCCCCUCAUUCCACGUCGACGAGGGAAUUAUUAGUUGGUGCUCGAAACGGCGGGAUAUAUGAAGCUGUCCUCGACGCAGCGGAGGACUUCUUCAAAUCUCAAGAACGUUACUUACAUUUGCUUUUCACAUUGCCCGAGAAAACUCCAAUAACUGGGAUUAGGCUUGACGUGUUCCCACCACCAGAUCCAAAAACUGCCUUAAUCAUCGUAACGACUCCUACGCGGAUAUACCAAUUUGUUGGUUCCCCAGACCGACGUCCAGAAGAAAGUGGGCGCAUGUUCUUAACCUUGUUCUCCGCAUACAAAGAAACCGUACCCAAGAUUUCCGAGUUGCCUGGAAAUUUAAUCUAUUCGGAACUGCACUUUUUUAGGCCAAGCGACCAAGCGUUCUCCUUGCCCAAGUCCCUUGCAUGGUUGACUGCCCCAGGAAUAUAUUAUGGCACACUUAAUUUCGAACAGAACGUUGACGAUCACAUCGAUUCUACACAGUUGUUCCCUUAUCCAUCGUUGUCACAACAUUCGACGUCGACAGCAUCACCACCCCCGCCGCAAGUGCCGCUAUCGAUUGCACUCACAGAAUUCCACCUGGUCUUACUAUACAAAGACCGUCUCACGGGUAUAUGCACGCUUAAUGGCAAGCAGAACUACGAGGACACUGUGUCCUCUGGUAAGAGACCAAAUGAAGUGGUCCGAGGAAUAGCCGCAGAUCCGGUGCGAAAGACAUACUGGGUUUAUACAGACCAAUCCAUAUUCGAACUUAUAGUCAGAAAUGAGAGCCGAGACAUCUGGCAAAUAUUUUUAGGACAGCAAAAGUUUGACGUUGCGCUUCAAUAUGUUCAGACUGCCUUGCAACGGGAUCAAGUGCUCUCUGUACAGGCGAGAACUUUCUUCGACGAAGGGCGAUUUUUCCAGGCAGCGCAAUACUACGCACAAUGUUCAGUCCCCUUUGAAGAGGACUUGACCCAGCGGAUGAUGCUAGCAACGUGGCUUGUCGAGUUCUAUCUUAGCAAGUGCGACGAGCUCGAUGACUUUUGUGCAGCGGAGACAGCAACUAGCGACGUGCAAAAUGUGGAAACGGAACGGAUUAUCCUUGAAGAAGACCUACGGCACUUCUUCGAAGCAUACAAAUCAAACCUUGACCGCGAUACCGUAUACGAGCUAAUCCAAGGUCAUGGACGAACAGAUAUGUUACUCUUCUUCGCGACGAUCGUUGGUGACCAUGAGUACGUCAUCCAGCAUUGGGUACUCGAGGAGGAAUGGUCGAAGGCAAUUGAUGCUCUCAACCGUCAGUCAGACCUCGAGUCGUACUAUCGAUUCGGUACUGUUCUCACGAGACACGCACCUAAGGAAAUGGUGGAUGCUUGGCUUCGGCAACCAGCUCUUGACCCCCUGCGACUUAUACCCUCCCUCCUACAGCUGCAGCACGCCCCAAGGGAUGCGUUGUCGUCGAAUCAGGCUGUCAGAUACCUUAACCAUGUCGUAUUCCAACAAUCGAACACUUCCUCCAUCAUUCACAACCUUCUGGUAACCUUCCAUGCAAUACUCUCCCCGGCUCCCAGCGAUGACGGUCCACUUCUUCGAUUCCUGACUACGGCUCCUUGUGACCCGUUGACGGGAAAGCCAUAUUAUGACUUGGACUAUGCUCUGCGGUUAUGCAAAGGGGCAGGCCGCAUCCAAGCCUGUGUACACAUCUACGCGAAGAUGGAGCUUUACGAGAACAGUGUGGAUCUCGCACUUCAGAAAGGCGACCUAGAGUUGGCCAAGGUCAAUGCCGACAUGCCGGAAAAUGACCUUCCACUGCGCAAGAAGUUGUGGUUGAAAAUCGCGCGGUACGUCGUACAGGAUAAGAAAGAUAUUAAGUCGGCUAUGCGCUUCUUGGAAGACACGGACUUGUUGAAGAUAGAGGAUAUCUUGCCCUUUUUCCCUGAUUUCGUUGUCAUUGACGACUUCAAAGAAGAGAUCGCCCAUGCUUUGGAAGGUUACUCGGCUCACAUCGACGAACUAAAGAGGGAAAUGGACGAAGCAACGCGCACGGCAGAAUCCAUCAAGGAAGAUAUAGCCGAGUUGCGCGGCCGGUUUGUCACCAUCGCCGCCGAGGAAGCGUGUUCUGUCUGCGCGCAGCUGUUGUUGACCAGACAAUUUUAUGUUUUUCCCUGCCAGCACACUUUCCACACGGAUUGCUUGGUUGGUUUGGCUAGGGAGUGUCUACCUACUCACGCUCUAAGGCGUGUUCUCGCACUACAAACGGAACUAGUCAAAGAAAGUCAGACAGGCGCAACCGAGCGUUCCACAACAGGAACCGUUGAUGAACAAGUGAGACAACCUGUACGGCAACGUACGCUGCUAUCAACCAAUUUCGUGGGCCCUGCUUUCCAGAACGGUACAAAAGCAGUAGCCCCCCUCGGACGCAACAUACUAUCUGCAGGGGACAAGUUACGAGACCUCAUUAUCCCUGAUGCGCUUGCGGCUGUAGCUACGGCUCCGGUUGGAUGGAUACCUGGCAUGGGUCUUGCGGGAGGAAAGAAGUCUGGAUCCGACAAGGAUGCUGAGAAGCGAACUGAAAGGUUACGUGCUGAAUUGGACGACAUACUCGCGAGCAGUUGCCCCAUGUGUGAGAGUGUCGUUGCUGGAUUGGACAGGCCGUUUGUUGACCCUGGAGAGAUGGACACGACGUGGGUAUUGUAAAUAGCCUCUUUUGAUCAUCGAAUAUCGACGCAAGUAUGGUGAGUAUCGACAUGGAUUGCAUACAGAAUAACCUGCGUAGAUUACAGUAGCACAGUACAUUGGGAGAGAAUCAACCCUUGACUUUCUUCGACCGCCCUGCUUUUCGACGAUGUCUGGCCGCUUUUCGGGCACUCAUCUAGGAGCGGUGAAAACUAAGGCGGAAGAUUGAGGAAAGAGGCCUUACCUUUGCCUUUUCUUCUUCCAAUCUGCAACGUUCUUCCGCUGCUUUUUUACGUUCCGUGGUGAUCUCUCGCCGUCUACGCUGAAACUGAGUCCCUCGGGCAUCUCAACCUAGUGCUACCACUGACCUUUGCAGUUCAGCCCGCCUUUCUUCCUUGAGCUCAUUUUCUAGCUUUUUGAUAGCCUUCCCCCUCUUAUUCCUUUCCAUUCGC
This is a messenger RNA of Pisolithus orientalis, 3651 nucleotides long. RefSeq names its product Pep3/Vps18/deep orange family-domain-containing protein. Bases 17 to 3220 code for a protein of 1067 amino acids. Gene Ontology annotation, molecular function: protein-macromolecule adaptor activity. Gene Ontology annotation, biological process: vacuole organization; intracellular protein transport; vesicle-mediated transport. Gene Ontology annotation, cellular component: endosome; HOPS complex. The record is from RefSeq and is a predicted model, not a curated record. Lineage: Eukaryota; Fungi; Basidiomycota; Agaricomycetes; Boletales; Pisolithaceae. The transcript has 12 exons.